Microplitis demolitor is the source of this 3613-nucleotide messenger RNA. RefSeq names its product glutamate receptor-interacting protein 2. Lineage: Eukaryota; Metazoa; Arthropoda; Insecta; Hymenoptera; Braconidae. Gene Ontology annotation, molecular function: protein binding. The record is from RefSeq and is a predicted model, not a curated record. The transcript has 13 exons. The coding region runs from base 549 to 3407 and encodes 952 amino acids.
UGAUAAAUCGGUUAAGCUGUAGUUUUUUUUACCUAUAUAUAUGUAUAUACAUAUAUAUAAGUACAUAUAUAUAGAAUUAACAGCACAAUGCACUCAAUUAUACAUACAUACUUAUUUACACUAGUCCAUGCUCUCAUGAUGAUUUUAAUCGUUAAUUACUACAGUGUAAUUUAAAUUACGGUAUCAGUGAGUUUGUAUUGCGCGUUUUUUUAAAUAUUUAUUAUUUUUAUUAAAGAAAUGUUUAUUUGUUUAAUAAAAUAAUAAUAUAAAAGUGUGUAUAUUAAGUGAAAGCUAUUUGUUGUUUGUUGUUUUAAAGAAUACAGAGAUUGGUAGUUUUCAUUUUUCGAAUUCUUGAGUUAAUAAAAAAAAUUAAUGUGUAAAAUGUUAAUUUUUUAAAAAAUAGAAUGUGGUGAAAAAAUAAUUAAAAACUAGUGGUUUUUAAAAAUAUAUUAUUUAUAAAUUUUUAUUUUAUGGAUGAAGGACUUUGGGAGGUUGGUUUUUUUUAUUUAUGUCGAAUGGGAAACGUACGUUGUCCUCGUCCUUGAAUUAUGCGUGAGGAAGCACUAGUGUCCCCCGUGGUGGGUGGGCCGAGUGUUCCCUGUAGUUAUUACAUAAAAAAUACCAUAAACAAUAACAAUAAUAAUGACAAAAAAGAAAUAAAUGAAGACAAUAAAGUCAAUUUAUAUUUCCUAAGGCCUAAGAUUCGGCUUCACGAUGAUGUCUCAUCAUCGUCAUCAACGUCAUCAUUUAAUAAUGACAACAAUAAAAAAUAUUAUCAUCGUCAACCCAUUUCCGUAAAAUGCAAAAUAAAUGCCAAGAAAGACAUCAGUAAAUACUUUAAUUAUCCGGCUAAAGAAAAUAAUAAAUCAGAUAAUUUUUAUAAAAAUAAAUUUAAUUUAAUAACUGGAAACGAAACGAAUAACGAGGAUUUGGUAAUGGGUUCAAAUCUAAGUCGUCAUCAUGGCAAAGGCCUUACUGGACGUAGAACACAGUCAUCAGGUAAUCUUUGUGACUCUAAAGGAAAACUUAGUCAUGUUGGAAAAAUUCUUGUUCCUUGUUCUAGUUCAUCGGAGGACAGAUACAAAUUCUCUGGGUCAUUACCGAAUAAUUUAGAUAAUGAUCAUGAUUUUAUGCUAGUAAAUAAUAAUAAUGUUAUAACGGACACGAUAUCUGGAAAUUUGGGUGGUACUUUGCCCCAUAAAAAAUCAUCAGUUCAGUUCAAUGAUGAGGUGACGGAUUUCGAACGAUAUCGACUGCAAACACUUGAAGGCGAUCCUUGGGAAUAUCAUCAAAAUGACGUGGAUAUUGUGCGCUGUAAGCAUGGGAAUUUAAAUUUAGUGAGAAAAAGUCACCACAAUAGUACUGACGAGUAUAUUCCGUCCAAUAGUCACCAUUAUGACUCUGAAUUAAUGGGCACUUUGCCUAAAAGAAGAAUAGAUCCAAAGUGGUGUGAUCCCACAAGUAUACAGUCGAUUGUUCAACAGUAUAACCAGCAUGAAUCCGGUGAAAUAGAUUUAAAUUAUCCGCAAAAUGCGCAAAUUAUUCACAAGCCCACCUGUGAAUUGAUGAAGCAUCAUCACCGUCAGCAAUUAGAACGUCUUGAUGAUUUUAAUUCAAAACCUACAUCAAGUGAACAUCAAGACCAAGGAUACGCGUCGGAACGUUCACCUGAAGAUGAACACCCGCCGUUACUAGCAAUUAAUCCAGAAAACACAUUUAAGGUGACCUUGCAAAAAAGUAGCCGAGGUCUUGGAUUGAGUCUUUCCGGCGGUGGAAAAUCAGGCCCGGUUAGAGUUAAAAGACUUUUUCCCCAACAGCCAGCGGCGCUUUCCAAUAAACUCGAGUCUGGUGAUAUUCUUUUAGCAGCUAAUGGAAUUACACUUUCUGGUCUAACUAAUUACGAAGCACUAGAAGUACUUCGUACAACUUCUAAUACCGUUGAAUUAUUAGUAUGUCGGUUACCUGGUGAACCUAGUAUUACACCACCAAAGGCACCACCGACUCCACCGACACGACGUGAAGCUUCAUUACCAUCACGUUUUCUCAAACCCGUGCCGCCACUUAAUAUUGAACCAUGUGGUGAAUUCGAUAUCGAAAUGACUAAAGUAGCCGGUAGCUUGGGAUUUACUCUGAGGAAGGUCGACAGCAGUGCUCUAGGUCAUUAUGUCAGAGCACUGGUACGUGAACCAGCAUUGAGUGACGGACGUAUUCAACCAGGUGAUAAAAUAGUCACGGUGGAUGGUGUCCCGCUGUCUCCAAUGAGCCACGAAGAAGCUGUUGCGUUACUACGCCAGUGUGGUCCCAGAGUCAAAUUACGUCUUUAUCGCGACUUGACUCAAACUCCAGUAUCAGCUUUGUCACCAACUGAACCUGAUCAUCCUUUACGUCCACCACGAACUAGUCUCAGAAAAGAGGCUGUCGAUAUGCUUUGUGAUUUAGCUGUACGUAAAUUAUCACCGAAUGGAUCAAAUGGUUCGUCAACACAAAAUCAAACGGCAAAUAAUUGUUCGCCACGACGAUUACGUCGUCCUGCAUCAAGAUCAUCAAUGAAUGAUGACAAGAAUGAUGCUAUCGAUACAUCGAGCAAUAUUAAUUUAAAUCAAAAUAACCCACAAGUAAAUAUCAGCAAACCUUUACGGCCAAAUUAUCUUAAUUUAUCAAAUGGUGAAUCAAAGUCUGAAAUGAGCAAUGAUCAAAAUAUUGAAAUAAUUAAUUCGUCGACUGUUAAUGAUAAUGAGUUGUUGGAAACUGGUGAUUAUUAUGAUGAUAAUGACGCGUUAAUUGGCGAUAUACAGGAUAAUAAUUUACCGAUCGAACCGGCGUCAAUGCCGCCGUUGGUAUUCGAUACAGACAAUGACACGUCUGAUGCUAAUUUCAGUUACAAAAAUCCUGCGUACCAAAGCGCUAAUCCAACUUUCAGUGGCAAUGAUAAUAUUAAAUCCAAAGCUACAUAUUCUAGUGAUAAAAACAUUCCAGGAAAAAUUACAACGGUACAAGAUCCCGCUGGCAGUAAAAGUUUACUCAAGUGGAAGGGUGUUAUGUUUGCACCAGACGACAGUAAUGAUAACGGUGACAACACAACUAAAAAUGACAAUUUCAAUGGAACUGUUACUAAGGAAAAUAAAUACAAAGACUGUGAGGUAUUUAUGGUUGAAUUAACACGUGGUUGGAAUAGUCGCUUAGGAUUUAGUUUACAGUCACGCGAAAACUCAACUAUAAUAUCAAUGGUACAUCCUGAUAGUGUUGCAGCUAAAGAUGGGAGAUUGAAACAGGGUGAUAUAUUACUUAUGGUAAAUGAUGAGAAUGUAGAAAAUAUGCCAACGACUGACAUUAUUGAUUUGUUAAGAAAAAUACGAGGUUCUAUCGGCAUUACAGUUGCGAGACAAAAAAAAAGUAGCGACACGUGACGAUAAAAAGUAUAAAAAAUAAAAAUAAAUUAUUUAAUUACUAAAGUAAAUAAAAUUCAAAUCAUCAAUCAAAUCAUCGAGCUUAUAAAUUAAUUUGUACGUAUACGUUUAUUUUUUUUCUUUAUCUUUUUAAAAAUUGUUGAUCAAUCAUGAGCUAUAAAUUUAAAAAAAUCUAUAUACUAUUUAUCUUGAGAGAAAACUAUAAA